Messenger RNA from Stylophora pistillata, 2399 nucleotides. RefSeq names its product receptor-type tyrosine-protein phosphatase delta. Gene Ontology annotation, molecular function: protein binding; protein tyrosine phosphatase activity. The record is from RefSeq and is a predicted model, not a curated record. Gene Ontology annotation, biological process: protein dephosphorylation. NCBI's taxonomy places the organism in Eukaryota, Metazoa, Cnidaria, Anthozoa, Scleractinia, Pocilloporidae.
UGAGUACUCACUGGCCCCGCUGGAUGAGUUCACUACUUAUUACGUUCAAGUGCACGCUGAAACAUCUGUAACCGGGUCGUCUUCCGACAUUAUCUCGGCAAGGACAAAUGAGGAUGCUCCCAGCUCUGCUCCAGUCAUUGAUAGAAAAGGAACAAAAGCCGAGGAUGCGCACACCAUAAGAGUCAUAUGGAAUGAAAUUGGAAAGGAGGAUCAAAACGGCUUGAUAUUGGGUUAUGAGGUUUUAUACAAAGAAAAAGGCCAACAAAACAGUUUCAGGUUGAACACAACAUCGACAGGCACCAUAAUUGCGCGCUUGAAACUAUAUACGGAAUAUUGCAUUCAAGUUCAAGGGUUCACAAAAGCUGGGAAGUCACCAUUCAGCCCCUGCUUUGAUGUCAGGACACUGGAUAAAGGUCCAAGCCAACCACUCAAUGUUCAAGUUCAAGCCGUUUCUUCCGUUGCAAUUCUUGUAAAGUGGGAUGCACCAGCUCACCCUAAUGGAGAAAUAAAAGAGUAUAUAAUAUUUUAUGGAACCAGCAAGGAUGUACAGAAAAAUGAGCGAAAAGUAACUGGAAGCACGCGGGAACGUACUAUAGAUGGCUUGCACAAAUAUACCACUUACUAUGUGAAAGUCAGGGGUAGUGCCUCGGAACCAGGAAAUGCUUCUGAAAUAUUCAAUGUUACAACUUUCGAAGAUAGUCCUGGACCUCCAAAGGAGUUCAGGGCUCAGGUCGUAACCGCUAAUGAUGUUCAUCUGACAUGGAAGAAGCCUGAUAAUUCCAAUGGAAUUGUAAGGUUCUAUUACAUAAAGAUCUACAAUACUAAAACCGGGUUACAGUUCAGAAACCCUAUCAACCAUAACGCAGACGAGCGGUCACUCGUGCAGCACUACAGCAGAGUGAUACCAGACCUCAAGUACUCUACAGACUACACGUUCACAAUCCAGGCCGUCACAGUUAAACCUGGGGAAAUGGCUAACGCUACAGCAAGAACAGAGGAAGGAGUCCCAAGUCAGCCUCAAGAUGUCUCUGCGAAAUUUGACAAAGGUGGAAUUGUUAUUACUGUUUCAUGGAAGGAUCCAAAAGACCACAAUGGAAUUAUCAUCAUGUACUCGGUAUACUUCGAGGGUAAAAGAGGAUAUGACCCUUCCUUUACAGAUAACCACCAAAUUGUCUCAGGAAGCAGCUCUCGGAGCACUGAAAUUGGAGUAGCGAGGUUGAAGCCUGGUACAGAAUAUAGUAUUUAUGUGAAAGCAAGGACAGUCAAAGGAUAUGGAGCCGAAAGUGUUCGUUUAAGGCUGAAAACACUAUCAAAACGUCCACCACGGCCUAAACCUCCCCAAGUUGUCGAACAUGACGUCACGACAACAACAAUUACGAUUUCGUUAUCGCCAUCCAGUGACCAUAACGGAGAGAUUAUUCGACAUGAGAUCAUAGUAGAAAUGCUUGGAACAGCCAGAGCUCGUAGGGAAACAACCGCCUUACCGAAGAAUAUAUACGGCUAUGAGGAAGCGCAAACAAAUGGAGAUCGUUUCUACAUUGCGGCUAUGUUUGAAAAACGAAAACCCCCUGCUGAGUUCGUUCUUGGAAACGGAAAAACAUACGGCGAUUAUAAGAAUGUCCCUCUUAAACCAGGGACUCGAUACAAUGUGUAUGUAAGAGGAGUCACCGAACGUGACGGGAAAUGGCUUUACGGAGAACCAGCUGCUAUCAGUCAGCUGGAAACUGUCGCUGGUGGCUGGAGCGAGUGGAACUCAUGGAGAGUCUGUAGUAAGCCAGUUGGUGGUAUACAAACAAGGGAAAGAGAAUGUAAUAUUUCAGAACCAGCAUAUGGUGGGAAACACUGCUAUGGGACCAGAGUACUGCUGAGAGAAUGUAACAACACGUCCAGUUGUAAUCAAGCAUUUCCGCUGCGUUUUAAAACAGCGAAGAACCCAUCUGUCGGUAGAAUGGAAAUCUACACAAACAAUAGCUGGGAAAAGCUUUGUACCAGUCAAUGGGAUGAAGGUGAUCUCAAUUCAACCUGCAUGGCCAUGGGCUACUAUAACAACGGUGUAUAUGUUAAUGACACAUGGUAUGCAAAAAGAGGCAACGCCUCCAAGAAAUCCAGCUACCAUAACUGCACCAUUCCAACUACAUGUGAAAAAAACCUGGCAAAGAAACAGCAAUUUUGCAAAGUAUAAUGAUGAAACUUGCGAGGUGAAUCACAUGAAUGCUUUGAUAAAGGGAUCGUCGACCACAUCGCCUCAAGGAGACUAACAAUAUGCAGUGUAAACGUCUUGAUCCACAUUGGAAAACAAAUGACACCUGCAACAUCGAAACUAUUAUUUUCCGAACCAAUGAAACUUGUAGCCUGACGGACAAUAGAAAAUAAUAUGCCGAGAAUGUUGAAGAACACAA